Molecule: messenger RNA, 267 nt
Organism: Trichomonas vaginalis G3
Lineage: Eukaryota; Parabasalia; Trichomonadida; Trichomonadidae
Product: spectrin binding
Exons: 1
Coding region: 1-267 (88 amino acids)
Biological process (GO): positive regulation of transcription by RNA polymerase II
Cellular component (GO): nucleus
Molecular function (GO): transcription cis-regulatory region binding; protein binding
Source: RefSeq, a predicted model, not a curated record
AUGACAGCUCUUCAUAUGGCUGCAGACAGUAAUAGCAAAGAAACUGCAGAGUUACUUAUUUCCCGGGGUGCAAAUAUCGAUAUAAAAGAUAAUGCAUUCAAAACUGCUCUUCAUUAUGCAAUGGAAAAAGAUCAUCAAAACAUAAUAGAUUUAAUUAAUUCUCAAAUUCAACGAGUAAAUUCAAAUACAAAAGACAAUUUUGAUAAAAAUCAAUUACCAAAUAAAAAACACCAUCAUAAACACAAGAAAAGGUGCAAUAUAUCCUAA